This is a messenger RNA of Rhinichthys klamathensis goyatoka, 2392 nucleotides long. RefSeq names its product EBF transcription factor 2 (gene ebf2). The transcript has 16 exons. The record is from RefSeq and is a predicted model, not a curated record. Gene Ontology annotation, molecular function: RNA polymerase II cis-regulatory region sequence-specific DNA binding; DNA-binding transcription factor activity, RNA polymerase II-specific. Bases 43 to 1782 code for a protein of 579 amino acids. Gene Ontology annotation, biological process: regulation of transcription by RNA polymerase II. NCBI's taxonomy places the organism in Eukaryota, Metazoa, Chordata, Actinopteri, Cypriniformes, Leuciscidae.
UUUACACAAGAGGGUUACCUUGUCAUUCCAAUUUUGUGGUAAAUGUUUGGGAGUCAAGAUCACUCGACAAGAACCAUCACCGAGUUGAAAGUGACAACUUUUGAAGAAGAAAUGGAUUCUGUUCGUUCUUGGGUGCGGAAUGUCGGAGUUAUUGAUGCAAACAUAGCGGCACAGAGUGGAGUGGCCUUAUCCCGUGCUCACUUUGAAAAACAGCCUCCCUCCAAUCUCAGAAAGUCCAACUUCUUCCAUUUUGUUCUGGCACUCUAUGAUCGCAGUGGGCAGCCUGUGGAAGUGGAGAGGACAGCAUUUGUGGACUUUGUGGAGCAGGACAAGGAGCAGACGGGAGAAAAGACCAACAAUGGAACUCACUACAAACUCCAGCUCCUCUAUAGUAAUGGUGUUCGCACAGAACAAGACCUAUAUGCACGUCUCAUUGAUUCAGUCACUAAACAGCCCAUCUCAUAUGAAGGACAGAACAAGAAUCCAGAAAUGUGUCGUGUUCUGCUAACUCAUGAGGUCAUGUGCAGUCGCUGCUGUGAGAAAAAAAGCUGCGGCAAUCGCAACGAGACACCAUCCGAUCCUGUCAUCAUUGACAGAUUUUUCUUGAAGUUUUUCCUGAAGUGCAAUCAAAAUUGUCUGAAAACCGCAGGGAACCCCCGAGACAUGAGGAGAUUUCAGGUGGUUCUGUCCACGACGGUCAACGUGGAUGGUCCUGUACUAGCCAUUUCUGAUAAUAUGUUUGUGCACAACAACUCCAAACACGGACGUCGCGCUCGCAGAAUGGAUUCAAAUGAGACGAUGGAGACUAGCAUGGAAUACGCUACUCCCUGUAUCAAAGCCAUCAGUCCCAGUGAAGGUUGGACUACAGGCGGGGCUAUGGUAAUUGUGAUUGGGGAAAACUUCUUUGACGGUCUGCAAGUGGUGUUCGGGAGCAUGUUAGUGUGGAGCGAGCUUAUCACUCCUCACGCAAUCCGAGUUCAAACUCCUCCUCGACACAUCCCAGGGGUUGUAGAAGUUACGCUGUCCUACAAAUCUAAGCAGUUCUGUAAAGGAGCUCCAGGGCGCUUCAUUUAUACAGCACUGAACGAGCCAACUAUUGACUACGGCUUCCAGAGACUUCAAAAGCUGAUCCCUCGCCAUCCUGGUGACCCCGACAGAUUGGCAAAGGAAAUGUUACUUAAAAGAGCAGCAGAUGUUGUUGAGUCACUCUAUGGAAAUUCCACCAGCAAUCAGGACAUGUUGCUGAAGCGGGCUGCAGAUAUAGCCGAGGCUCUUUACAGCGUGCCUCGACCUCACAGUCAGCUGCAGGCCAUGCCGAGUUCCCCUGUCCAUGGCAGUGUCAUGGGGCUCAACUCUUAUCCCACACAGCUGGGUGUAAGCAUUGGGGAACACGGGCAAACCAGUAGCCAAGGAUACAGUCGCAGUUUGUCUCCACGUGGCUACCCAUCAGCAUCGACCCCUCAGCAGUCAGGUUAUGGGUCUAACGGGGGCAUGAGUUACGGGGCAGUGCCCAUGAGCAGUCUGGGUGUUUCAGGGUCACCUGGCUUUAACAGUGCCUCCCCAAACAGCUCUCCUUAUGCUAUAAUGCCAUCUAGCCCCACUGUACCAGGCUCCAGUUCCUCAUCCUCCCUCUUGCCCUUCUCAUCUUUCCCAUCCUCUACCAAACAAAAAAGUGCCUUUGCUCCAGUCCUGAGACCGCAGGGUUCACCGUCACCCGUUUGCCAAACUUCAGGAGGCUCCAGCUUUAGAGCAAUGACAGGCCUCGUGGUUCCUCCGAUGUAGAGGACGAGUCUCUUCCAGUCCUACGCUUUACAGCCAGUGGCCAGAACUGGACUGACACCAAUGUUGUCUCCUUCAAGCCACACUGAACAACAGCUGUCAUGAAGAAGUAAAGACAACAAGGACAUAUUUAAAACACUUUUGGGAACCUUCUUGAGAGAUAUCCACUCUAUGCACACGCUUUGCCUCUGAUUGUGAAGGGAUGGUGUUACUUAAAGGUUCUUCCAGCCACAAAAUGCCAAAAGAGCUAUAAUUUGAGAACAUGAGACUUGAGACUGUUACACAAUUUUUAGCCGUGUGCUCUCAUCAGACACACCGGUCAAUAGACUUUCACCGCAGUAGAUGCCAGUAUGGGGUGUCAAUUGUGUCAAAACUCAGUCUUUUUUUAAUAUACUGAUAGAUACACAUCCCUAAACUGAAAUUGUGUUUUUAAAAGUAUAUAUAUUUAUCAGGAUUUUCAUUUAGAGAAACAGAAAGUGUUUAUUUAGGUUUAGGUUUAUGAACUGAUUACCUCAUAUAUUGACUUAUUUAAUGACAAAAACUAUAUAAGUUAUAUUUUUUAGGUUAAGUACUAAUAUAAGGAACCAUGAUUGUAUUUGCUAUUAUUUGGUAU